AUUUCAGAGCACACGAUUUAUAAACUUGCUAUGUGUUCUCUCUCUCUCUCCUCUCUCUUUUUCUUUCUCUGCUCUCUCUUUCUCUCUCUCUCUCUCACACACACACACAGAGUAAGCAACGAAACAAGUGGAAUAAUAGUAUGCGGUGUGAUAUGUGAGAUCAGCCCAAGAAAUUUAACUAAACUCCAACAAAACGAAAAUCACACACAUACAAAGAAGCGUUCAGCAAGAAACGUAAAAGACUACCUACUCACAUAAACCGUAUCUCACUCACUUUCUUCAACAAAAAUACAUAAACUCUGAGUGUUUGGGAGUAAUAAAAAGUGGGGACUCUCUCUUUUCACUGUCACAACCAAAAUAUUCCAGUCUUUAUGCUCUGAUUCCCAAGUGCCAGCCAUUGUGUGUAUUUUUUUUGGGUUAUUACAGGACUUGUCUGAGUUUUUCGUGUUUGUUCAGUCUCUGUGGAGGUUGUUGACCUGCUGUUUGUGGCACAUUUUAGUGGGCAUGGUUUUCUUGUGUUUCUGAGGGCAUUUUCAAUGGAUCUUGAAAGUGGGAUUUAUCAGAAUCAUGUAAAGCAGGAGUCUUGGAGAACAGUACUGACAUUGGCUUAUCAGAGUUUGGGUGUGGUGUAUGGGGAUUUGAGUACAUCUCCUUUGUAUGUCUACAAGAAUACUUUUGCUGAAGACAUUGAUCAUUCUGAGACUAAUGAAGAAAUCUUUGGGGUUCUGUCCUUUGUCUUUUGGACAUUAACCUUGGUUCCUCUUCUCAAGUAUGUGUUCAUUGUGCUUAGAGCUGAUGAUAAUGGUGAAGGGGGCACAUUUGCUCUGUAUUCACUCUUAUGCAGACAUGCCAAAGUGAAUUCAUUGCCUAGUUUCCAGUCAGCAGAUGAGGAUUUGUCAACUUACAAGAAGGAUAUUUCUAGUCCUGCGCCAUCAACUUUUGGGGCAAGGCUUAAAUCUACUCUUGAAAAAUAUAGAGUGUUGCAAAGAUUUUUGCUUGUAUUGGCUCUUCUUGGUGCUUGUAUGGUGAUUGGAGAUGGUAUAUUGACUCCAGCAAUUUCUGUUUUUUCCGCAGUUUCUGGUGUCGAACUUGCCAUGGAAAAAGAGCAUCACAAAUACGUAGAAGUCCCAGUUGCUUGUAUCAUACUGAUAGCCUUGUUUGCCCUUCAACAUUAUGGCACCCACAGGGUCGGAUUCUUGUUCGCACCUGUGGUCAUAACAUGGCUCUUCUGCAUCAGUGCUAUUGGUGUAUACAAUAUUUUCCAUUGGAAUCCUCAUGUAUAUCAAGCCCUAUCUCCGCACCACAUGUACAAAUUUCUAAAGAAAACCCAACGAGGAGGUUGGAUGUCCUUGGGAGGAAUCCUACUGUGCAUAACGGGUUCAGAAGCAAUGUUUGCUGACCUUGGGCACUUUUCGCAGCUAUCGAUAAAGAUAGCCUUCACAUCCAUUGUUUAUCCGUCGUUGAUCCUUGCAUAUAUGGGACAAGCUGCAUAUCUUUCUAAGCAUCACGAUAUUCGAAAUGAUUACAGUGUCGGAUUUUACGUUUCUGUACCUGAGAAAUUAAGAUGGCCGGUUCUGGUGAUCGCUAUUAUGGCCGCAGUGGUCGGUAGCCAAGCCAUUAUUACUGGAACCUUCUCUAUCAUAAAGCAGUGCUCUGCCUUGGGGUGCUUUCCAAGAGUGAAAAUAGUGCACACGUCAUCAAAAUUUCAUGGCCAGAUAUACAUCCCUGAAAUCAACUGGACUCUAAUGCUCCUUUGUUUGGCCGUUACUAUCGGUUUCAGAGACACCAAACGCAUGGGCAAUGCCUCAGGUCUUGCAGUUAUAACUGUCAUGCUGGUCACUACUUGCUUGAUGUCUCUCGUUAUAGUUUUAUGCUGGCACCGGAGCGUACUCCUGGCAAUCUGCUUCGUCUUGUUUUUUGGAACCAUAGAAGCAUUAUAUUUCUCCGCUUCCCUUAUCAAGUUUCUCGAAGGAGCUUGGGUGCCUAUCGCCCUUUCGUUCAUCUUCAUGGUGGUGAUGUGUGUGUGGCACUAUGGCACAUUAAAGAAGUAUGAGUUUGACGUCCAAAACAAGGUCUCCGUCGACUGGCUACUAGGCAUUGGCCCAAGUUUAGGCAUCAUUCGGGUCCGUGGAAUGGGCCUCAUCCACACCGAACUUGUCUCCGGGAUCCCAGCAAUCUUCUCCCACUUCGUCACCAAUCUUCCGGCCUUCCACCAGGUUCUUGUUUUCCUUUGCGUCAAGUCUGUCCCGGUUCCCCACGUGAAGCACGAAGAACGAUUCCUUGUCGGACACAUCGGCCCAAGAGAGUAUCGUAUGUACCGAUGCAUUGUCCGGUACGGUUACCGUGAUGCACACAAGGACGACCUCCAAUUCGAGAACGACCUCGUGUGUAGUAUAGCGGAGUAUAUACGCACGGGAACAAACAGUGCGGACAACGACUCGACAAAGCUAAGUGAAGACAUGUUUGUGGUCGGAACACCUUCAACUCAUCUAGACGGGAUCCAAAUGUGUGAGGACAACGGACCAGACGGGGAAACAUCCGGGCCAUCAGAGCUCAGAGAAAUACGGUCUCCACCGGUCAUUACUCCACGGAAACGGGUUAGGUUUGUGAUCCCGGAGAGCCCAAAGAUCGACAAAGGUGCACGAGAGGAGCUGCGAGAGCUGAUGGAGGCUAGGGAAGCCGGAAUAGCGUACAUAUUGGGACAUUCUCAUGUGAGAGCGAAGCAAGGGUCAAGUUUGAUCAAGAAGGUGGUAAUAAACUUGGGGUAUGAUUUCUUGAGAAGGAAUUGUAGGGCUCCCACAUAUGCUUUGAGUGCCCCUCAUGCUUCAACAUUGGAGGUGGGAAUGGUGUACCAUGUAUAAUGAUGUUGCAGAGGUUGUAUGAUCAUGUGUUCCUGUACAUGUGGCUUUUUUGUGAUUUUGCAAAGAUAGAUUUAAAGUUCUUACAAAGGUUACUGAUGAGGAUGAGAUUAGGUGUUGUAGUGAUGACUGAUAAUGUUAUAUGUUCAGCUUCAGCUUAGUGAAUUAACUGUAGCUCUCCAUCUACAUACAAGUUUUGGGCUUGCACCGUCCAUUUAGGGUUUUUAUGACCUAUCUUGAUACCUUAAAAAUUUUAAUAUGUAUGGACUCAUCUUAACUGUUCGAUCAUUUUGGAGUCUGGAGUUA
Messenger RNA from Sesamum indicum (sesame), 3164 nucleotides. Its product is annotated as potassium transporter 6. Gene Ontology annotation, molecular function: potassium ion transmembrane transporter activity. Gene Ontology annotation, cellular component: membrane. NCBI's taxonomy places the organism in Eukaryota, Viridiplantae, Streptophyta, Magnoliopsida, Lamiales, Pedaliaceae. The record is from RefSeq and is a predicted model, not a curated record. Gene Ontology annotation, biological process: potassium ion transmembrane transport.